This is a messenger RNA of Paramuricea clavata, 461 nucleotides long. NCBI's taxonomy places the organism in Eukaryota, Metazoa, Cnidaria, Anthozoa, Malacalcyonacea, Plexauridae. The record is from the annotation of a GenBank genome assembly.
GUUAUGUUGGAGGAUCUAGUCAUUCUCAAAAGGGUGGUGGUUCUAAUUACGUAUGUUUGACACGUAAUCCCAUCUAUGCAAAAUAUCAAUCUGGUUUUCAAGACGAGCGUUCACGAAUCUUUGGCGCUGAAUAUCAAACUUUCUCUUUUGGCAUAUAUUCCAGCAGUCUGCACGACCACGAUGUUCCUUGUGCAGUGUGUCAUGUGACCAAACGUGCUUCACAAAUGAUGGUACCAGGUCGUAACGUGUGUCCCGCGGGAUGGACACGCGAAUACAAAGGAUACUUGAUGGCGGAGAAACACGAUACCCAUCGUUCAAUGUAUACAUGCGUGGAUGAAGCUCCUGAUUACACGCGAGGAACACACGCUAAUCGCGACGGCACUUUGUUCCUUUUUGUUGAAGGAAAAUGUGGCUCACUUCCCUGCAAGCCUUAUAUCUCUGGGCGUGAGUUGACAUGCGCA